Messenger RNA from Paramisgurnus dabryanus, 1959 nucleotides. RefSeq names its product glycophorin C (Gerbich blood group) (gene gypc). The record is from RefSeq and is a predicted model, not a curated record. Gene Ontology annotation, cellular component: cortical cytoskeleton; membrane. NCBI's taxonomy places the organism in Eukaryota, Metazoa, Chordata, Actinopteri, Cypriniformes, Cobitidae.
AGAAAUGAUUAGUACUGUAGUAUGUACACGGUGGAUAAAAAGUGGAAGGGAGGGACGAAUGAGGACGUGCCAUACAUUUAAACUUAACAGACUGAAAACAAACUUCUGAUAUGAUUCACAAUAAUAUUGCCUCUCCUUUUAGAAAGUGAAAGAGCAACUCCUCCUUCUGGGCAAGGGAAGUGUUUGUGUUUCUAGGAAAACACUAAGAGGGAGAACAGGAUAAUAGCUUGCAAACUUGGGAAAACCUGUUGCGGGACUAUUGGUGUUGCUGUAGGAAAAGUUGUUCUGUUGCAGGGGGUUGAACUUGGGUCUGGAGCCCCAGCCUCAGGUUCGCUCUCUCUGAAGGUUUAGAGCUCAGGUACAGAGCUCCCUUCGAGGACAGCAAGCCAAGCAUCUCAUCAUCUCUGAGAGCACUCCCACAGCUGUGCCUUUCACUCUUACUGCCAAAAUAUUCCUUUACAUGUUCCUAAUGGACAACUCCACAACACAAGCAUCUGGCAUAAAUAAUAAGGGAUCAGAUGGUCGCUACUUCGAGGCUAUAGUUGGAGUUGUCAUUGCUGUGGUCGUUCUGGUCCUUCUUCUCGUCAUAGCCGUCGUAUUGCGGUAUAUGUACCAGCAAAAGGGCACUUAUCAUACCAACGAGGCCAAGGGCACAGAGUUUGCAGAAACGGCAGAUGCUGCUCUUCGAGGAGACCCAGCCCUGCAGGAUGCCGUGGAUGAGAGCAAGAAAGAAUAUUUCAUAUGAGACACAAUGCCUGGGCCUUUAUGUGCAUCAAAUAACAAACUUCAGGCUGAAAUGAUGUCUGAAUCAUUAAUUGCAUCCUGUUUGCUUAAACAGCCUAACAGCUCACAGACUUUCAGCAAACAGAAAGAAACGUGAAGCGCAUUCGAAAAUCUCUAGAUUUUGAAGUUUGUUAUUUUGUUUCUUGAAGAAAAGAGGUUAAAAAGUUUAGUGGAGCAUUUGAUGGGAAACAGGCUUGCAAUUGUAGCCUAAAUUAAGCUAUUAAUCAAUAGGGGCAAACUAGUUGAGACCAAAUGCUGGUUUGUAGGUUUUUGAAAAUUUGUAUUUCUCAGAACUUUGGAACAAUGCUGCCAUGCUGUAAAAAAGGUCUAUGUUGUGUUAUUCUUGGUUUUAAAUGAUUAGUAAGCAGAAACAAACAAAUUUAUGGGAAAAACAAAAGAUAAGUGGGUUUGGUUGGAAAUUACACAAUAAUUACACAUUUUUUAGUAAUUAAAAAAUUACCUUUAUAAGAUCAUGGAUUACAGUCAAGGUAUGUUUAAAAUUAGCUACUUGCUAAUUUUUGUUAUAUAAAACAAAAGUUGAUUGACUAUAUCUAGUUAUUACCAAAAUGUGGAGUUUGUGCGUCUAAUGUUUAAAAAAAUACCAGGACAUGAAAAUGUAUCAUAUCAUAUCUCUUUGUAUUUUUGUUUUCAUUGUAUUCGACACUGAAUGUCAGCAACAAACAUCAGCUCAGAAGAAAGUGAUGAUAUUCAGGUGAAGUGAAGUUCGGUUUUGUUACAAAGAAUUUAAAUGUGAGUGACUUUUUUACAUUUAAAUGCAAAGGUAUAUGUGUUUGUCUAGAGUGUGAAAGUUGUUAGACAGCACUCCAGGAUGUGACAAGUGGAACAAACCCAGAAGACAAACAUAAUAUGCAUAUAAUUGCUGUGUCUUACAGAUAUAUCGAAAAAGCCAUAGGGUUGUUAUUUACAGAAAGCUUUUAAUUGCUAAUAUUUAUAUAUGCAUUAUAACUAUGCUGCUUUAAUUGUGAUGAUUCAAAAAAAAUAACGAUUUUCUAAGAUGCAUUUCGACUGAUGCUAUGAAAGGUUGCUUGUAACCAGAGGCAUCAAUAGACUAAAUAAGAAACUCUCAAUGUGAGCAAAAUAUCUGUUUCGCCUUAACUAAAUGCCUUAACCUAAUGUCAGGUGUUUUUCACAACAAAUAAAAUGCACUCAAAAAUA